This is a messenger RNA of Arabidopsis thaliana (thale cress), 595 nucleotides long. Its product is annotated as homeobox-leucine zipper protein-like protein. Bases 158 to 373 code for a protein of 71 amino acids. NCBI's taxonomy places the organism in Eukaryota, Viridiplantae, Streptophyta, Magnoliopsida, Brassicales, Brassicaceae. The transcript has 2 exons. The record is from RefSeq and is marked reviewed.
CAGGCCAAAAUCCCCAUGCCGUUAUCUUUCAUUAAUGGAUAUGUUAGUUCCGUUAACACACGUUAAUUAAUUUCCGUUAAUACUCAAAACGACGUCGUUUCAUUGAAAAAAAAGAAUCAAUAUUCCCAAAUUGAUUUCAAAAUCCCUAAAUUCCAAAAUGGAAUCCAAUUCGUUUUUCUUCAAUCCAUCUGCUUCACAUGGCAACAACAUGUUCUUCUUUAGGAAUCUCAAUCCCGUUGUCCAAGGAGGAGGAACAAGAUCGAUGAUGAACAAGGAGGAAACAUCAAAGCGAAGGCCUUUCUUUAGCUCCCUUGAGGAUCCCUACGACGAUGACUAUUACGACGACCACUUGCUGAAAAUAAGAGGCUGUUAGGGAUUUGGUUUUUAGAAUUUAAGGAUUUGGUUUUUGGAAUUUAGGAAUUAAGGAAUUAAGGAUUUUUUGGAAUUUAGGGAUUUUGAAAUCAAUUUGGGAAUUUUGAUUCUUUUAUUUUAAUGAAACGACGUCGUUUUGAGUAUUAAUGGAAACUAAUUAACGUGUGUUAACGGAACUAACAGAUCCGUUAAUGAAAGAUAACGACAUGGGAAUUUUGGCCUG